Messenger RNA from Salvia splendens (bonfire salvia), 1830 nucleotides. Its product is annotated as AP-2 complex subunit mu. The transcript has 12 exons. The coding region runs from base 148 to 1464 and encodes 438 amino acids. Lineage: Eukaryota; Viridiplantae; Streptophyta; Magnoliopsida; Lamiales; Lamiaceae. Gene Ontology annotation, biological process: intracellular protein transport; vesicle-mediated transport. The record is from RefSeq and is a predicted model, not a curated record. Gene Ontology annotation, cellular component: clathrin adaptor complex.
UAUAAAAAAACGAAAAUAAAUAAUAAAAAAAAUACGAAAAGCAGUUCGCUGACUGAAGAACCCUUUUGAAUCAACCAAAAAUUUCUUCCAGGAGAGCAGAUCUCGUUUCUCAUCUCAGUCGAUCGGAGCUCCGGCGAGAUCUCAGUCAUGCCGCUGGCGGCUUCCGCGAUUUACUUCCUUAAUCUUCGCGGCGAUGUUCUCAUCAAUCGCCUCUACCGCGACGACGUCGGAGGCAACAUGGUGGAUGCUUUUCGAGUGCAUAUCAUGCAAACAAAAGAACUUGGCACUUGUCCUGUUCGGCAGAUUGGGGGAUGCUCAUUCUUUUACAUGAGAAUUAGCAAUGUCUAUAUUGUGAUUGUUGUAAGCAGCAAUGCAAAUGUCGCGUGUGCAUUCAAGUUUGUCGUUGAGGCUGUCACUUUAUUUAAAUCAUAUUUUGGAGGAUCUUUUGAUGAGGAUGCCAUUCGCAACAACUUCGUUCUGAUAUAUGAAUUGUUAGAUGAAAUUAUGGAUUUUGGGUAUCCUCAAAACCUUUCUCCUGAAAUCUUGAAGCUUUAUAUAACUCAGGAAGGCGUGCGCUCUCCUUUUUCUUCCAAGACUGCUGAUAAACCAGUUCCAAAUGCAACUUUACAAGUUACUGGUGCUGUUGGGUGGCGCAGGGAGGGCCUUGUAUAUAAGAAAAAUGAGGUGUUUCUUGAUAUUGUGGAAAGUGUCAAUCUUCUCAUGUCUUCAAAAGGUAGUGUUCUACGCUGUGAUGUAACAGGGAAGAUUCUUAUGAAAUGCUUCCUUUCUGGGAUGCCUGAUUUGAAGUUGGGAUUAAAUGAUAAAAUUGGACUUGAGAAAGAAUCACAGCUCAAAUCCCGUCCUGCUAAGAGUGGAAAAACUAUUGAGCUUGAUGAUGUCACUUUCCAUCAAUGUGUGAACCUUACAAGAUUCAAUUCUGAGAAGACUGUUAGUUUUGUUCCUCCUGAUGGUGAAUUCGAAUUAAUGAAGUAUCGUAUUACUGAGGGAGUUAAUCUUCCAUUUCGGGUUUUACCUACCAUCAAGGAACUGGGUCGAACACGUAUGGAAGUUAAUGUAAAGGUGAAGAGUGUCUUUGGGGCGAAAAUGUUUGCUCUUGGAGUGGUUAUUAAGAUUCCAGUUCCCAAACAAACAGCAAAAACAAGUUUUCAGGUGACAUCAGGGAAGGCAAAGUACAGUCCUUCUAUUGAUUGUUUGGUCUGGAAGAUAAGAAAAUUUCCAGGGCAAACUGAGCCAACAUUGAGUGCUGAAGUAGAGCUGAUAUCCACAAUAACUGAAAAGAAGUCCUGGACACGGCCUCCCAUUCAGAUGGAAUUUCAGGUUCCUAUGUUCACAGCAUCUGGAUUGCGUGUUCGUUUCCUGAAGGUAUGGGAGAAGAGUGGCUACAACACCGUGGAAUGGGUUCGUUACAUUACAAAAGCUGGUUCAUAUGAAGUUAGGUGCUAAAGCGAUUAGAAGAGGACACAGAAGGAAUCAUCUUCGAUGAACCAUGGUCCAACGAAGUUCUGUAUCUGCACUAUGUAUUCGCGAAGGGGUUAUUCAGUGAAACAAGAAAAUACAAAGGUAGUUCGAGUUGAGUCUAUGUUUGUAUACAGCGGCUGACUGUACAGAUACAGACACGCUUGUUCAUUUGAAUUUUGUUUGCAAAACUUUCUUGUAUAGUGUAGGCCACAUAAAUUAGUUGCGAUUGCAUUGGUGUGAUGAUUGAAACUCUAGAAGCUGUGUUUUUAUUAUCUCUGGUUUUCAUUGUGCUUUCUGUAUUGUGGAUUUACAUUUUUUUACUAAUAUAAUCGUCUCUGUUGUUUUUCGUAA